AUGAGUUUAGAGUCUUUUUGGAAACGUGCCGGGAAGUCACAAAAGUCCUCUACUUGUUCUUCACCUAGUUCAAGGAAUCCUCCAAUAGAAGAAGAUGUUGUAACUCCUAUUGAUGAUGUGGAUAUUGAGUCUCCUAAUGAUGAUGCGGAUGUCGUGUCUCCUAAUAAUGAUGCGGUUCCAGUGGCUGCUUCAAUUCCAAUCCCUGAAAACACAACUCAAAGUAAUCCAAAUGCUAGUGUUGAGUCUGAUGAUACUCGCAUUUAUGAUGUUCAUCUUCUUCCACAUGAUCCUGGAAAAAGAAUUCCAAUUUUGGAAUAUCCUGCUACUGACAGGGAUGCUGUGAGAAGAGGUUAUAUUACAAUGAAACGUUGUGAUCCACGCACUCAUAAUUUCCCUCGAAGAAAAAUAGGAGGUAUGCGUCGAUUUAAUGUUGCUUGGUUUGAUAAAUAUGAUUGGCUUGAAUAUAGUGUGGAGAAAGAUGCGGCUUUUUGUUUUGUGUGCUACUUGUUCAAAGAUAAAGUUGAUUCUAUGGCUGCUAAUGAUUGCUUUAUUAAAGGGGGGUUUAGAGGAUGGAAUAAGAUUGGUAGAUUUAAUAUUCAUGUGGGAGGUCUUGGUAGUUUGCAUAAUCAAGCUUAUGAAAAAUACAAUUUUUUCAUUAACCCAAAAACAUCAGUUGCCGAAUCUUUUUCCACUUACACCACAGAAGCUAAACUUCAAUACAAAUCUCGAUUGACUUAUUCAUUAAAAUGUAUUAAGUUUCUUCUAAGUCAAGGCUUAGCUUGUCGUGGGCAUGAUGAAAGUGAAGACUCUUGGAAUAGGGGUAAUUUUCUUGCACUCUUAACAUGGCUUUCAGAGAAUAAUAGUGAUGUUGCAAAGGUUGUUCUAAGUAAUGCCCCGGGAAAUAAUCAAAUGACUUCUCCUUUAAUUCAAAAGGACCUCAUUAAUUGUUGUGCCAAAGAAACCACUAGACUUCUCAUUGAUGAUAUUGGGGAUGACUACUUUGGAAUACUAGCAGAUGAAUCUAGUGAUGUAUCUCAAAAGGAACAAUUGGCCCUUUGUUUGCGUUAUGUGAAUAAUAAAGGGAAGAUAACUGAGAGGUUUCUUGGAAUUGUACAUGUUAAGGAUACCACUGCUUUGUCACUAAAGAGUGCAAUUGAGUCUUUGCUUAUGGAGUAUUCAUUGAUUUUGUCUAGAGUUCGUGGACAAGGUUACGAUGGUGCUAGUAAUAUGAGGGGUGAGAUAAACGGUUUGAAGACUUUGAUCAUGAAUGAAACAAAACAAGCUUAUUAUAUUCAUUGUUUUGCUCACAAACUUCAAUUAACCCUUGUUGCUGUUGCUAAGGAUAAUGAUGAUUGUAUUUGGUUGUUUGACCAACUUGCUAUUUUAUUGAAUAUUAUUGGUGUUUCUUGUAAGAGAAGGGAAAUGAUAAGAGAAAUACAAUCUCAACAUGUUCUAGAAGCAUUAGAUUUAGGGGAAAUUGAAAGUGGGCAAGGUUUAAACCAAGAACUUGGUUUAGGUAGGCCUGGUGAUACUAGGUGGGGGUCACACUACAAAACUGUUUCAAAUGUUACCUCAUUAUAUGCUACUAUUGUCAAAGUUCUCGAGAAGGUUGGAUCAAAUAAGCUUUAUAAGGAUGAUCGUGUAAAGGCUAUCACUGUUAUGUCUACAUUUGAAUCCUUUGAGUUUGUUUUCAUGAUACAUUUGAUGUCUGAAAUAUUUGGGCAAACUGAUAAAUUGUGUCAAUCUUUGCAAAGAGGAGACCAAGAUAUUGUUAAUUCCAUGUCAUUUGUUACGGUGACUAAGGAACAAUUGCAACAAAUGAGGGACCAUGGGUGGGAAGAAUUUUUGCAUCUUGUGCUUUCUUUUUGUGCUAAACAUAAUGUGGAAGCUCCUAAUAUGGAUGAUAUGUAUGUUCCUCGUGGAAGAUCAAAACGCUUCUUUGCCAAAGUGAAAAAUCUUCAUCGUUUUAGAAAUGUAUUUAAGUGUCAUUGA
Molecule: messenger RNA, 1992 nt
Organism: Chenopodium quinoa (quinoa)
Lineage: Eukaryota; Viridiplantae; Streptophyta; Magnoliopsida; Caryophyllales; Amaranthaceae
Product: zinc finger MYM-type protein 1-like
Exons: 1
Coding region: 1-1992 (663 amino acids)
Source: RefSeq, a predicted model, not a curated record